CUACACUGCUCGAGGCACGUGUAUUAUCGCUCGAGCCUCGAUACGUCACGUUUUGACGCUUAUCGAAUUCAAUAUGGCCGCGCUGUGUACAAGAGAUUGAUGAGGACGUCAAUCAAUAUUAUCGUGUGAACGGUGAUAACGCGAUUGAUUGUUCUCCGUGAUGACUGCCAACUAUUAUUUCGCGAUCGUCGGCCAUGCCGAUAACCCAUUGUUCGAGAUAGAAUUCAAUAAUGCUGGAAAAGACGCGAAGAAAGAGGACCAUUCGCACUUAAAUCAAUUCAUUGCUCACGCGGCACUUGACCUCGUGGACGAGCAUACGUGGAAAACAACGAACAUGCACCUGAAAGUUGUGGAUAAGUUCAACCAAUGGUUCGUCAGCGCGUUUGUGACAGCGACGCACAUUCGAUUUGUUAUGGUGCACGACAGUAAAAACGAAGACGGAAUUAAAAACUUUUUUAACGAGAUGUACGAGACCUACAUAAAGUACUCCAUGAAUCCAUUUUACAAAUUGAACACCCCCAUUAAAUCCUUGGGAUUUGAGAAGAAAGCACAGUUAUAUGGAAGAAAAUAUUUAUCAUCAUAAUGGAAUCUAACUUAGAUUGUAGGAUAAAACAACUGUCUUUAGUUAAAAAUUAAGCUUUACAAAAAUAAGAAUAGUUAUAAAUUUAUUUCUUCUCAAUGUAUAUAGAAUUCCAUAUAUUGAUUAAAUAAGAAUAGUUAUAAUUAAUUUUUUUUUCAAUAUAUAUAGAAUUCCAUAUACAAAAAAUGUACUGUUAAUUUAUAUGUAAUAUAUUGAUCAUAUUGACUUCUAGAUUCAAAUUGUUCUUCAAUACAAUUUUUAUAAUUAGCAUUUUGUUCACACAUGUAGUACAGUUUUGUAUUGCUCAGACAUGAAAACAGAUUACAUAGCAUACACAAAUCAACUGUAGACACUUAGAUUUAUUAUAACUAUUGCUACAAUUGUAAUAAUUUGACAACUAACGUUACAGA
Molecule: messenger RNA, 990 nt
Organism: Odontomachus brunneus
Lineage: Eukaryota; Metazoa; Arthropoda; Insecta; Hymenoptera; Formicidae
Gene: Trs20
Product: probable trafficking protein particle complex subunit 2
Exons: 3
Coding region: 161-583 (140 amino acids)
Biological process (GO): endoplasmic reticulum to Golgi vesicle-mediated transport
Cellular component (GO): TRAPP complex; cytoplasm; nucleus
Source: RefSeq, a predicted model, not a curated record